AUGGAGCUGAGCCUGGAGAGCCUGGGGGGCCUGCACGGCGUGGCCCACGCGCAGGCGGGCGAGCUGCUGAGCCCCGGCCACGCGCGCUCGGCGGCGGCGCAGCACCGCGGCCUGGUGGCGCCGGGGCGUCCGGGCCUGGUGGCGGGCAUGGCGAGCCUGCUGGACGGCGGCGGCGGCGGUGGGGGCGGCGCCGGGGGAGCCGGAGCUGCGGGCGGCGCGGGUAGCGGCGCCGACUUCCGCGGGGAGCUAGCCGGUCCGCUGCACCCGGCCAUGGGCAUGGCCUGCGAGGCGCCGGGGUUGGGCGGCACUUACACGACGCUGACGCCCCUGCAGCACCUGCCACCGCUCGCCGCCGUGGCCGACAAGUUCCACCAGCACGCGGCGGCCGCGGCCGUGGCCGGAGCGCACGGCGGCCACCCCCACGCGCACCCGGCGGCCGCACCGCCCCCUCCACCCCCGCCGCAGCGCCUGGCGGCCAGCGUGAGCGGCAGCUUCACCUUGAUGCGCGACGAGCGCGCGGCGCUCGCCUCCGUAAGCCACCUCUACGGUCCCUACGGCAAGGAGCUGCCCGCCAUGGGGUCGCCGCUGUCGCCGCUGCCCAACGCGCUGCCACCGGCGCUGCACGGCGCCCCGCAGCCGCCGCCCCCGCCCCCGCCGCCCCCGCCGCUGGCCGCCUACGGCGCACCUGGCCACCUGGCUGGGGACAAGCUGCUGCCGCCCGGCGCCUUCGAGCCGCACGCCGCACUCCUGGGGCGCGCCGAGGACGCGCUGGCCCGCGGGCUGCCCGGAGGGGGCGGCGGCGCAGGCGGCGCGAGCGGCGGAGGCGCAGCAGGGCUGCUGGCGCCCCUGGGCGGGCUGGCUGCGGCCGGGGCUCACGGGCCACACGCGGGCGGUGGCGGUGGUCCGGGCAGCGGCAGCAACGGCGGCGGCCCGGGCGCGGGCGCGGCGGCCGAGGAGAUUAAUACCAAGGAAGUGGCUCAGCGCAUCACGGCCGAGCUGAAGCGCUAUAGUAUCCCGCAGGCCAUCUUCGCGCAGCGCAUCCUGUGCCGCUCGCAGGGCACCCUCUCCGACCUGCUGCGCAACCCCAAGCCCUGGAGCAAGCUCAAGUCGGGCCGAGAGACCUUCCGCAGGAUGUGGAAGUGGCUGCAGGAGCCUGAGUUCCAGCGCAUGUCGGCGCUACGCCUUGCAGCCUGCAAGCGCAAAGAGCAGGAGCAGCAGAAGGAGCGCGCGCUGCAGCCCAAGAAGCAGCGGUUGGUGUUCACCGACCUGCAGCGGCGCACGCUGAUCGCCAUCUUCAAGGAGAACAAGCGGCCGUCCAAAGAAAUGCAGCUCACCAUCUCGCAGCAGCUCGGCCUGGAGCUCAACACCGUGAGCAACUUCUUCAUGAACGCGCGGCGCCGCUGCGUCAACCGCUGGGCCGACGAGCCGGGCGCGACGUCCGCAGGCCCCGCCGCUGCCGCCGCUGCCACCUUCUCCAAGGCCUGA
Ochotona curzoniae (black-lipped pika) is the source of this 1485-nucleotide messenger RNA. RefSeq names its product one cut homeobox 3 (gene ONECUT3). Gene Ontology annotation, biological process: regulation of transcription by RNA polymerase II. The record is from RefSeq and is a predicted model, not a curated record. The transcript has 2 exons. NCBI's taxonomy places the organism in Eukaryota, Metazoa, Chordata, Mammalia, Lagomorpha, Ochotonidae. The coding region runs from base 1 to 1485 and encodes 494 amino acids. Gene Ontology annotation, cellular component: nucleus. Gene Ontology annotation, molecular function: RNA polymerase II cis-regulatory region sequence-specific DNA binding; DNA-binding transcription factor activity, RNA polymerase II-specific.